AUGGAUAUUAUAAAGGGAAAUCUAGAUGGAAUUUCAAAACCACCCUCACCUUCAAGAACACAUCCUGGGAGAAGAAGUUCAAAUGCUUCUUUGGAAGUGCUCUCACCUGAACCAGGGUCCUUCAUGGUUGAUACUGCAAGCAAAUUGAACUCUGGCAAAGAGGACCUCUCAGAAAGCAGGAAUACAGAGGAAAGUAGAAACAAUGACAGUGACAAAGGGGAAGACAACUCUGAGAGUAGAAAAUUGGCUGAGCAGGAUCUGGACUUUGCUCAACAUCAGAUAAUCCCUGAGUGUUCAGAUGAGCCCAAAUUAAAAGAAUUGGAGUCUCAACUUCAACAUGCUAUUCAGAAAAUGAAGAGACUUGAUAAAAUAUUAGUAAAGAUAAAACACAGAGAAAAGGAAAUUAAGAAGCAAGGUCUAGAAAUGAGAAUAAAGCUGUGGGAAGAACUUAAGUCUGCAAAAAAUACUGAAGCUUUGCAAAGUAAUGAGGAGUUGGAAAAUACAAAAAAGUUUUUAUCUUUGACUGCUGCAUCUGAAGAAACUUUUGAUCCUUCUUGUUAUGAGGAUGGAGACACCUUUUUCUCAGUGUUUCACACUCAAGUCCCUCCAGAAGAAUAUGAAAAGUGUAUGCAGAAUAUCAAUCAAGAUUUUACCUAUGAUGUGGAAAGAAAUGCGUCAUUGAUUAAAGCAGAAAAGAAACCUUUCUCAAAUACUGAAAAGAUUGAGCCCAGGGGUAAACACAACCAGGAUUUUAUUAAGCGAAACAUGGAGUUGGCCAAGGAUUCAAGAAACCCAGUGGUUAUGAUUGACAGAGAGAAGAAAAGGCUGGUUGAACUUCUGAAGGACUUAAAUGAUAGAGAUUCGGGGCUGUCUAGUUCUGAGAGUGAUCAGUCUGGCUGGCUGGUCCCAGGAGAAGGAUAUACACUUGCAGCCACCCAGAAUCAGCAGCUUGCUGAAAUUGAUGCAAAACUCCGAGAACUCUCUGCAGCUUCCCCCCAAAUGUCCAGCUUUUCUCCAAGACUUAAAAAUCAGAAUAAUCAGGAACCUCACCUUGACAAUGAAAGAAGUAUGGAAAUAGUUCCAGGAGAAAAGGCACUUCGGGACACCAAAGAGGAACGGGACCAACAAAAUCGCCUGAGAGAGAUAGAUGAAAAGCUGAGAAAGCUGAGGGAAAAUGUGUUGGAUUCCACAUCACUUCUCUCUGAGGAACAGUUAAAGUGUCUUCUGGAUGGAUGCACACUCAAACAAGAAGCCAUCAUUAGACUUUCUCCAGAAAGAGAAAACAAAGACAUUGAGGAUACAACCACUGAGUUUUCCCAGCUUUCCAGAUCCAUCCUUUCUGAAUUACUAAAUGAGUCAGAAGCAAAGGUUCAGAAAAUUAAGGUAGAAGAUGCAAAUGUGCUUGAGAAUGCAGAAUGUGAAGCACCUAAAGACUGUUAUCUCACUAAAGCCUUGACUGGGCUUUACAUGUCAGAAGCUCUUGUCAUUGAAGUAGAAAAUAUAAAAUGCCUCCAGUUUUCGAAGGACGAGGUUAUCAGUGACACCAAAGACUAUUUUAUGUCGAAGACUCGUGGCAUUGGGAGACUGAAAAGGCCCUCUUUCUUGGAUGAUCCACUGUAUGGUAUCAAUGUGAGCUUUUCAUCAGAAGACCAACAUCUGAAUCUCAGCCCUCCAGAAAAACUAAAAACAGAAACAGAACUGAACUUUGAAAAGGAUUCAGUAAUUGACAUCUAA
Molecule: messenger RNA, 1734 nt
Organism: Cynocephalus volans (Philippine flying lemur)
Lineage: Eukaryota; Metazoa; Chordata; Mammalia; Dermoptera; Cynocephalidae
Gene: FSIP1
Product: fibrous sheath interacting protein 1
Exons: 11
Coding region: 1-1734 (577 amino acids)
Source: RefSeq, a predicted model, not a curated record